Messenger RNA from Melanotaenia boesemani (Boeseman's rainbowfish), 2225 nucleotides. RefSeq names its product Y+L amino acid transporter 2. The coding region runs from base 211 to 1746 and encodes 511 amino acids. Gene Ontology annotation, molecular function: L-amino acid transmembrane transporter activity. Gene Ontology annotation, cellular component: membrane. NCBI's taxonomy places the organism in Eukaryota, Metazoa, Chordata, Actinopteri, Atheriniformes, Melanotaeniidae. Gene Ontology annotation, biological process: amino acid transmembrane transport. The record is from RefSeq and is a predicted model, not a curated record. The transcript has 11 exons.
AUGUGAUUUGAGCAGCAUUUGCAGCUCAGACGAGAAUCACCGACCCCGCAGAAACUCCAUGUAUAGAGAGGAACUGGUUUCCUGUGUGGACUAGAUACAUGUUAUCACAGUCCGAAGAAGAAAGUAAUAUAUAUAAGUUGGUUGCCAUUGGAACUUUCUUCGGCCUAUUACUGGAGGCAGUGGGAGCACCACUAGUGCACAGCUGGCGUGAUGGGGGAUCUAAGACAGAAGAUUGGGGUCAUGUCCCAGACAAUAUGUCCAAGUUCACGGGCUGCAUCUGAAGAGGACUUAAAGGCUCCGAAAGUGGAGAAGAUGCAGAUGAAAAGGGAAAUUUCUCUCAUCAACGGGAUCUGCCUCAUAGUGGGCAACAUGAUAGGCUCUGGGAUUUUUGUCUCGCCGAAGGGUGUUCUGAUGUACAGCUCCUCCUAUGGGCUGUCGCUGCUGAUUUGGGCUCUUGGGGGCAUCUUCUCGGUGUUUGGAGCUCUGUGCUAUGCAGAGCUUGGCACCACCAUCACCAAAUCUGGAGCCAGCUAUGCCUACAUCCUGGAGUCGUUUGGUGGCUUCCUUGCUUUCAUCCGUCUGUGGACGUCCAUCCUGCUGAUCGAGCCGGCCAGCCAGGCUGUGAUUUCGCUGACCUUUGCCAACUACCUGGUGGAGGCUUUUUAUCCCACCUGCCAGCCGCCAUACGAUGGUGUCCGACUGAUUGCUGCAGCCUGCCUCUGUAUACUCAUCUUCAUUAACUGUGCAUAUGUGAAGUGGGGGACUCUGGUUCAGGACAUCUUCACUUAUGCCAAACUUUUGGCCCUCUUCCUUAUCAUCAUUGUUGGAAUCCUGAAAAUAGUAAGUGGAGAAAGAAAUAAUUUUGAGAAUUCAUUUGAGGGCUCCUCCACCGACGCCGGAGCCAUAGCUUUGGCCCUCUACUCGGCCCUCUUCUCCUACUCUGGGUGGGAUACACUCAACUUUGUCACUGAGGAAAUUAAGAAUCCUGAAAGGAAUUUGCCACUGGCCAUUGCCAUCUCCAUGCCCAUUGUGACCAUCAUCUACCUGCUAACCAACGUGGCGUACUAUGUGGUUCUAGACAUGCCCUCCCUGCUGGCCAGUGAUGCUGUGGCUGUGACAUUUGGAAAUGCGGUUCUGGGUCCGUUUAAUUGGAUCAUCCCUGUUUCAGUGGCUAUGUCCUGCUACGGCGGACUAAAUGCUUCCAUCAUUGCUGCCUCACGGCUGUUUUUUGUUGGAGCAAGAGAAGGCCACCUCCCUGACAGCCUAAGUCUGAUCCACCUGGAGCGCUACACACCCGUACCAGCUCUGCUGUUCAAUGGGCUAAUGGGCCUGAUCUUCCUGUGUGUGGAGGACGUGUUUCAGCUCAUCAACUAUUUCAGCUUCAGUUACUGGCUGUAUGUUGGCCUUUCUGUGGCCGGACUCAUCUACAUGCGCAUCACUCAGCCAGACAGAUACAGGCCUGUCAAGCUGACCUUAUUCUUCCCCUUCAUCUACUGUCUGUGCAGCCUGUUCUUAAUCAUCGUCCCUCUGUACGGAGACACCAUCAAUUCUCUCAUAGGGAUCGGCAUUGCGCUCUCUGGGGUGCCAGUUUACUAUGUGGCCAUUUAUCUACCUGAAGAAAGGAGACCCAGAUUUUUACGCAAACUAAACAUGUUUGCCACCAGAUACUGCCAGAUGUUGCUCUACUGCUGCGUGACUGAGUUCGACAUGGAGACGGAAACGCCAGCAGGUGGUAAAACGAAGUGAGCUGCAGACGGGCUCCUUCAUUCAUCAGUCUGCUUUCUGAGUGCUGGAAUAAAUAAAGCCUGCAUGGACAGAGCAGCAAGAUGCAAGGUCAUCAAGUCUGGAAGGAUUUGAUAUAAACCUGACAGCUGAAAUGACCUGAGAAAGGAGAAAUCACAUGAGAAACUCCACACUUUUCUGACAGGAUAUAAAUGAAGCUGCUGCAACAAAUCUGUAGCCCAAGCACACAUUUUUCUUGUUUGCUUGUUGUUUUGUUGGUAUAAUUCAGUUAAAUGAUCAUUUUCAGCUUGCAGAAGCAUCUAGGGACAUCUUUAUUGUUUGCUUACUCAUCAGUACAUUCAUUCCUGUAAAUAUAAAACUCCAUAAAAUUGUCAACCUCAACCUUUUAUCUUCUUCAGUGUUCGGGAUGUUUGCAUGUUUUUCUUUAAUUUGACUCAAGUUUAUUUCAGUGCUUCUAAAUUUUAUUGGCAUAAAAAAAACAG